AUGAAGUGGCCAACGGGUCUGCUUCUGGCGGUGGGUCUGCUCACCCUGCCGUUUCCCGGACGCACUUCUCGGAAUCUCACGGAGUUCAUGGGCCAUCGGCAGAAGCGAUGGUUGAUCUACCAGAACAGCGGUUCGAUGAAGUUCAGCAUUGGUCCUUCGAUGCCAAUUCCCUUGGGGGAUAAGGUCACCUUCCGAUCCUGCGUGCUCUCCUAUACGCUCCAAGGGGGAUCCUACUCCCUGCCCACCUCUCCCAUUUGGCCUUGGGAUAAGUGGGAGGGCACCUUCGCCCGAUCCAUAACCCAAAUGAGGAGGAAUAUAGAGCGGCACACGGCCAAUGGAGGAGUUCGGUAUGCAGACGAUGCCCGGCUUUUGGUUUACACUGCUCUGGAGGAGUACAUCGGCAGGAGGAACAGCGACCAUUCCAUGGGUAGGAAGUGCCUGCUGCGAUCCAUAUGCGAAAAUGCUCAGAUACACCAUCACAUCGGAGUGUUCUCGGAAAUUAUGGACAUCGUACUUAGCCCCGGCAAAGCGGAUCUGGAUAACUCCUAUCACGAGGCCUACGCCGCCGGAAGGGCUGGAGCCAAUUGCCUGGAUCUCUACAGCUCCUGUCCUCGGGGUCUCAACUUCCUCGACGAGCUCUUGAUUGAGGAAGAUGAUUGAUUUACUGGAGCUGCUGCUGUGAAUUUCCGUGGAGUUCGGAAGGGAGUGUGGGGGAUCCGCAAUAAAGUUUUCAGCCAAAUCAAAGUGCAUGUCUAAUGGGUCUUGUCCUGAUGUCGGAUUUCGCUUGUUCUUGCUGCAUAAUUUGGGGCGGAAAUGCACGGAAGCAUGUCUGAGGGGCAGGAAACUGUGUUGACGUUGCCUCGAGGAUGAGCAUGUGUGCACAUCGAUGCAGGCUUACCAGAUGCAUGACGGUACAUGCGAAGGCUA
Messenger RNA from Drosophila ficusphila, 927 nucleotides. RefSeq lists its product as uncharacterized. The coding region runs from base 1 to 660 and encodes 219 amino acids. NCBI's taxonomy places the organism in Eukaryota, Metazoa, Arthropoda, Insecta, Diptera, Drosophilidae. The record is from RefSeq and is a predicted model, not a curated record. The transcript is spliced from 2 exons.